Microtus oregoni (creeping vole) is the source of this 2766-nucleotide messenger RNA. RefSeq names its product chromosome unknown C19orf12 homolog (gene CUNH19orf12). The record is from RefSeq and is a predicted model, not a curated record. The coding region runs from base 147 to 572 and encodes 141 amino acids. Lineage: Eukaryota; Metazoa; Chordata; Mammalia; Rodentia; Cricetidae. The transcript has 3 exons.
CGGAGCCGGAAGGAGGGAGGGCGGAGCCAGGGCGGCCGUGGCCUGUGAGCGCCUCGCUGGCGCUGGCAGAGCGGAGCCGGCUGCUUGCGGAGCGGUGCUCUGUGUUCCCGCGGUCCUAGACGCCAGCACGGUAAAGGUCUGCCGAGAUGCCCAUCCAGGUAGAUGACAUCAUGAAGCUCCUGUGUUCCAUUUCCCACGAGAGAAAAAUGAAGGCGGCCGUCAAGCACUCUGGGAGGGGUGCCUUGGUUGCGGGGACAGUGGCCUUUGUCGGUGGUUUGGUUGGUGGCCCGCCAGGAAUUGCUUUUGGGGGUGCUGUUGGGGGCCUGUUGGGGGCCUGGAUGACGAGUGGACAGUAUAAGCCAGUUCCUCAGAUCUUAAUGGAGCUGCCCCCUGCCGAACAGCAGAAACUCGUUAAUGAAGCCGCGGCCAUCAUCAGGAACUUGGACUGGACAGAUGCUAUACAGCUCACUGCUCUGGUCAUGAGCAACCAGGCCAUGCAGCAGAAGCUCUUGGCCAUGCUAGCCACCUAUGUCACCAAGGAGCUACAGGCCGAUAUCCGCUAUGAUGACUAGGUCACUCUCCCUGGGGGAUGGGCUUGCAUUUGGAUGAUUCCACGACUCCCAGAAGGCGACCUGGGAAUGGGGGGUGCCUGGCAGGUGCGUUGAGAAACCUGCACGCUAUCAGUAUUGACUAUAAGCUGGAGUACAUCCUGUUGGACUGUCCUCUGCUGGAGUACAUCCUGUUGGACCAUCCUUCGCUGGAGAGGCUUCAGCUGUGCAUGGUGGGCUGUGUGUGCUAUGGGAAGGUCCGGGCUGUUGGCAUCCACAGACAGUUUAGAAGUCCUCCUGAUCCUGUGGGUCUAAAAGGAGUUCUCAGGUUGGCUGGCCAACUGUGCCGGGUGCCCCUCUUCCUUUGAAAGUACCUCUAGGUAUCUGUGACAGGAUCAGAGGGUCCUGGGGGGUUCAGAGCCAGCUCUUGACAGGAUGUGCUUACUUGUUGAGUGUUCCCCUUCUUUGCCCAGGGUCUCACGAUGACAGUGGUCCCUACUUUGAGUGAAGCCACAAAUGCCAGGCAGUCCCCAGACUCUAUGUCCCAGGCUCUCUUAAGUAACUUUGGUUAAACUUCUAAAGUCUUUUACCUUAUUAUGGAAAAUCAUGGCACUUAUUUAUCUUUUACUUUUUUUUGUUUGUUUUUUGAGACAGGGUUUCUCUGUAGCUUUGGAGCUUGUCCUGGAACUAGCUCUUGUAGCCCAGGCUGGCCUUGAACUCACAGAGAUACCCCUGCUUCUGCCUCCCGAGAGCUGGGAUUAAAGGUGUGCGCCACCACCAUCCAGAUCUUAUUUAUCUUUUACUUUUAUUGUCAAUUCUGGACCCUUUUAUUCUCUACGCUUGUAGUCUAAGUUAAUUUCACUCUAAUUUUUUUUCUUACUGUGUUGCCUGGACUGGCCUUGAAUUCCUGGGACUGUAGGCUGUGCCACCGUACCCAGCUUUACCUCAGAGACUGUUCUUUUCGCCACUGUAUCUAAGUUUGUUCUUCCAGGUUCUCUAUCCCAGCUCAGUUUUCUCCCCUCACUGGCUGCAAUUUACAACUCACUUGUGUGGAAAGGCAAAAUUAACAAUGAAUCGAGUUCAAAGAUCCUAACUGAGCUGGGUGCUGUGGUGCACACCCACGGUCCCAAGUAAGGGAAAGGUCAAAGCAGGAACAUCCUUGAGCCCAGGAUUCAAGACCAACCUGGACAACAUGGAGGAACUGGGAGAUAGAAGGUGGGGACAUAGCUCCUUGCUUAGCUUUUAUUUACAGCCACAGAAUCAAGACGCAGUGAGUGUUCUGAUGUGCUCGACAGGAGACGAAGGGCAAACACAGACAAUACCAGCACUGAGGUUAACCCCUGGGCAGCACCUUAUCGCUCUGGUUAAAACCAGGGAUUUGGCCAUCCUCUCCUUGAUUUCCCCAAGUGACAACAGCUCAAACCUGACAAGCAGCUUGUUUGGUAUUCGUUUUUCUUGUGAUGCUGCGGAUGGAGCACGGGGCCUGCAUACUCUAGGUAAAUACCACCCCUGAGCCCUGCUCCCUGCUCUCCCUUGCUAGAUCCAAGGCCAGUGCUGUAUGGGUAAGCCUGCUCCCAGCCCUUGAGUGGCUCAGUUUCGGUUUGGCCAGUUGGUUCCAGUGCUCAACGGAUGACAUCAUAUACAUUUGAUUAAACAUUUGAAACUUCUUUUUUUUCCCCCGUCAAAGAUGGGCACUCAGGGAGCGCAGGAGCUAUGUGUCUUGUCAUCUUGUCACACCCUACCCAUCUCCAGCUUGCUCCUGCUUGGCACCGUGGCUUUUAUGUGGGGACACUCAAUGAAUAUUCAUCUUUAAUGCUAUGUGCUUUAGGUCUUUCUGGAUUUUUGUUUGUUUAUGUUUUGUCUGCAUUUAUGUAAACAUAGUAUGUAUGUGUGUGAUUCCCACAGAGGCCAGAAGGGGGCACUGGACCUCCUAGAACUGGAGUUACUGACAGUGUAAACUGUCAUGUGGGAGUUGGGAACCGAACCCAGGCCCUCUGCAAGAUCAUUAAUGGCUAAACCGGCUCCCUACCUCUAGGUGUUGUUUUUUUUCAAAACAGGGUUUCUCUGUGCGGUUCUGCUUGGUUUCAAACUCAUGAUCCUCCUGCCCCAGCCUUUUGAGCCAUGAAAUUACAGGCAGGCAUCACCAAGCUAAGAUCUAUAAUAUUUUGUUGUUGUUGAAGUCUUUAAAUUCUCAUUGUUUUUUUUUUUUUCAUUAUUU